Messenger RNA from Fundulus heteroclitus (mummichog), 1636 nucleotides. RefSeq names its product glycerol-3-phosphate dehydrogenase [NAD(+)], cytoplasmic. Gene Ontology annotation, molecular function: protein homodimerization activity; NAD binding; glycerol-3-phosphate dehydrogenase [NAD(P)+] activity. Gene Ontology annotation, biological process: glycerol-3-phosphate catabolic process; carbohydrate metabolic process. The record is from RefSeq and is a predicted model, not a curated record. The coding region runs from base 73 to 1131 and encodes 352 amino acids. Gene Ontology annotation, cellular component: cytosol; glycerol-3-phosphate dehydrogenase (FAD) complex. The transcript has 8 exons. Lineage: Eukaryota; Metazoa; Chordata; Actinopteri; Cyprinodontiformes; Fundulidae.
CUGGUAGAAAUCUAAUCUCAGUCCGUCCUCACAGCAGCAGCUGCAGGUCUCUCCCUGUGGGAACUCAAACACAUGAUGGCAGCGCCCAAGAAAGUCUGUGUGAUCGGCUCUGGUAACUGGGGCUCAGCCAUUGCCAAGAUUGUGGGAGCCAACGCGGCCAAAUAUGACACGUUUGACACCACAGUGAACAUGUGGGUGUUUGAGGAGACGGUGAACGGCCGUAAGCUUUCGGAAAUCAUCAACACGGACCAUGAAAAUGUGAAGUACCUGCCGGGUCACAAGCUGCCCCCCAAUGUGGUGGCCGUUCCAGACCUGGCCGAGUCGGUGAAGGGAGCCGACAUCCUGAUUUUUGUGGUUCCUCACCAGUUCAUUGCCAGGGUGUGCGACACCAUCAAAGAUCACAUAAAAAAGGAGACCGUGGGGAUGUCUCUCAUCAAGGGUGUAGACGCAGGACCGGAGGGUCUGAAGCUCAUCUCCGAAGUCAUCCGCGGGAAACUCGGCAUCACCAUGACGGUCCUCAUGGGUGCCAACAUUGCCAAUGAGGUCGCCGAGGAGAAGUUCUGUGAAACAACCAUCGGGUGCAAAGACAAAGUAUAUGGACCCCUGCUGAAGGAGCUGAUGCAGACCACCAACUUCCGUGUGACUGUGGUGGAAGAGUCUGAUGUGGUGGAGAUCUGUGGAGCCCUCAAGAACAUCGUGGCAGUGGGAGCAGGCUUCUGCGACGGCCUUGGAUUCGGCGACAACACCAAAGCUGCAGUGAUCCGCCUCGGCCUGAUGGAGAUGAUUGCCUUCGCCAAGGUCUUCUGCACGGACUGCCCCGUCUCCCCCGCCACGUUCCUGGAGAGCUGCGGCGUCGCCGACCUCAUCACCACCUGCUACGGAGGACGCAAUCGCAAGAUCGGAGAGGCGUUCGCAAAGACGGGAAAAAGCAUCGAGCAGCUGGAGAAUGAGCUGCUGAACGGGCAGAAGCUUCAAGGUCCGGCCACAGCCAGCGAAGUCCACGUCAUUUUGAAACAGAAGAGCAUGAUGGACAAGUUUCCUCUAUUCACUGCUGUUUAUCAGAUCUGCUUCAACGGCCAUCCGGUCACAGAGUUCAUCAAGUGUUUGCAAAACCACCCUGAGCACCUGUGAAAGACUCAAACGAGGACCCGUGGAAGAUGGACGGACGUUGGAAAAGACUUAUUAGAGCUACUGUACAACCAAGGUGUUAAUGGAGGGUUGGGUCGGGGGUUGUAUUUUGGUCUGGGCAACAGACCUUCUCUUGCAGGGCUCACUUUUUCAGUCUACCACUAGAAAAAAAGAAAAAUGGACUCCGUCUGCCCUUUGCUUACCCGAGCUGCUGACCGAAGCACGUUUUCUGUUUCUACGGACUCUUAAAUUAUUGUACAGAAGAUUUGAGUCUUAAAUCUUUUGAAAUGUUGUCUUAAAUCGACUGAUACACUAAGAAUAAUCACAGUCUUAUAAAAUGCUACAAAAAUGGGCCUUUUCAUUCAUACAUAAGUUUCCGACAGCAAACAAAGCACUGAACAAAAAUCACUCCAAUAAAGUAUUUUUUUCCCCCUUCUUCAUUCAAACAUAAUGAAAGUGCCCCACAAUUUCCCAUUGUGUAUUUUAGAAUAAAUAAUUUUAAUCUUUA